AUUAAUUAGUAUACGUCUCUAAUAUAUUUUUUAGGCCUAAAAUUCAGGCUGCGAAAAAAACAGAUAUAAUUUGCUGUCAUUAAUAUACGCGCUAGCUCUGUCGGUCGAGCUAUCACUAAUGUACGAGUGUUGCGUGUUGGAUCAUCCCCACGCACGGGUGAGUAUGCGAGUCGGUCCCAUCGCGCCCAUCGAGCAACGUGGUAGGGGAAGUAUCCGAGUACACCAGUCUUCUCUUAGCAUCGAUCCGAGCAGGAUGCUGUUCGAUUCUUUGCGAACCGUGCAUCCUGGACACCCGCGCAUCUGCGUAAACGAAUGACGAAUGAUCGCGGGACGCACGAUCAGAUCAUCGUCGGAUCACUGAAAAACAUCGCGGCGCAUCUGUGGGGCAAAAGUUAGUAGGGUAUUUUUGCGAUAGGUAUAUAUAUAUAGAUAUAUACUUGAUGCGACGAAAAACGCGAAGGAAGACUGAAGGAUUACGCAAGAGUAAGAUGUAACGCGGAUGGAUGCGAAUCGACUCCUGAUGAUCGUCUCGAAAUGAAGAAGAGAAAAAGCAUGUAAUUUCGUAUCUCUGGAUUAUCACAGCGGUGUAAAUAUGAAGACCGAGAUGGAGACGGAAUCUGAAUGCGCAGAUGACGUUCUGUGCUCGAACAACAAUAACAACAAUAAUAAUAAUAAUAAUAAUACCAGCAAUAACAACAAUGUCGUGAAGAAGGGCGGCAACGAUAAUGGAUACGACACUAUCGAGAUGGAUUGCGGCGGCUGCGGAGAGAGUGUACGCGAACGCACCGUUUUGUGCGUAGGUGGUCGUAGCUGGCACUCCAGAUGCCUAAAGUGUUGCGCCUGUGCCAGGCCCCUGCACGAUCAGCAUUCGUGUUUCCUGCGCGGCAUGCGGCUCUACUGCAGACACGAUUACGCCUUAACUUUCGGGGCAAAAUGCGCCAAGUGCGGGCGCAGCAUGGGCGCCGGAGAUUGGGUGAGAAGAGCCAAAGACCGAGUCUACCACUUGGCCUGCUUCGCCUGCGACGCUUGUUCCCGCCAGCUGUCCACCGGCGAGCAGUUCGCCCUUCUGGACGCCCGACUGCUCUGCAAGGCCCACUAUCUCGACGUGGUCGAGGGUAACAACACGUCCUCGUCCGAGGACUGCGACUCCGAGCACGGAGGUAAGGGUAGCAAGACGAAACGGGUGAGGACGACCUUCACCGAGGAACAGCUGGCGGUCCUACAGGCCAACUUCCAGCUGGACAGCAACCCGGACGGCCAGGACCUCGAGAGGAUAGCUCAGGUCACCGGUCUCAGCAAGAGGGUCACGCAGGUCUGGUUCCAAAACUCUCGAGCGAGGCAGAAGAAGCACAGCGGCAAGAUCAAGACUCAGAUGCAUCAUUCGCCACCGAUGCAACAUCAUCCCGUCGAUUUAUAUCCCGGGGGAGUGAACGUCGUGGGCGCUUAUCUCGGUGGUUAUCAGGCGAGCAAUGGCAGCGAGAGUCCUGGUAGUCCAUUAACUCCGCUCACACCAUUAACCCCACUCACACCGACGACGCCGAAUCACUUGCAGGCCCAAUUCUGUCAUCAAGCAGGUUAAUUUGGCAUGCAAACAAUUUUUUUUAAUCGAGAGAGCACUAUGCGAUCUAGCAUUCUGUGUUCUCGAGCUUGUGUAUAUACCGAGGAAGUGUAAAGUAAACGCGAUAAUAUUAGAUAAUAUAUGAUAUAUAAAAGGUACAAUUUUUCGUAUUUAGAUUAGACUUAUUUAUUCUACAAAAACUUGUAACAAUUUAUAUGUAUUUAUGACGGUAGAUUGAAUUUUCUUAGACGAGACAAUUCAAUCCAGAACGAUGCUAUUGCGUCCUUUUUGAAUCUUCGACGUGAAUACUCUUAAAUCCAUAUAUAUAUA
This is a messenger RNA of Nylanderia fulva, 1888 nucleotides long. Its product is annotated as LIM/homeobox protein Awh. Gene Ontology annotation, cellular component: nucleus. Gene Ontology annotation, biological process: neuron differentiation; regulation of transcription by RNA polymerase II. The record is from RefSeq and is a predicted model, not a curated record. NCBI's taxonomy places the organism in Eukaryota, Metazoa, Arthropoda, Insecta, Hymenoptera, Formicidae. Gene Ontology annotation, molecular function: RNA polymerase II transcription regulatory region sequence-specific DNA binding; DNA-binding transcription factor activity, RNA polymerase II-specific.